GACGCUAAAACCAGCCCCUGCUUAAAACUCUUCAGUUUCACAAACUCAAAAGAACUUGACAUAGUGUUUCACAACAAGGAGGGGGAGGAACAAAAAACAAUGGUUGUACUAACAGUUUUGUUCCUGUUGGGAUCACUAUUUCUCUGUGGUCGUGUGGAGGCCCAGUCCUCCAUCACUGAUGUACUAAAACAGGCUACACUCCAAUGGGAGGGAACUCUGACCUGUGAAAAGUGGGACUGCAAUUGUACUUUCCAUCGUCAGCGUGGCUGCUGCUGUGCAGCCAAUGAUCUGUACCAAAUAGAGGAGGAUACCUUCAUAAAGAUUAAAUAUUUGUGGCAGGGUAUCAGCUCACUGAACAGCAGAGUACAGGCGCUCACAGGCAUCAAGGUUGCCUUCAAAGCCACCAUCGACCCAAAUAUUGCCAUCAUACUUCCUGGAUAUACUGACCACUGCUUUGGUCCAUUCAACACUAAUGUGCCAAUCCCCUACUCCUCCAUCACUCUUAACGAUGGCAAUGGAUACAACCCUGCCUUGGGUGUCUUCACUGCCCCUUCUCCUGGUGUUUAUGUCUUUUCCUUCACAGUCUACUCAUUUGUGACAAAGAAUGAACGCCUCUACCACAAAGUCCAGCUGGUGAAGAAUGGGAAGCCGGUGGUCAGUGUGUGGGAGGACAAUCGAGAAGAUAAUGAAGACAGUGCAAGUCAGGUUGCUGUGCUGGAGCUGCAGAGAGGUGACCAGGUCUACAUGGAGCUGAUGUAUGGGAGGAAGCUUUGUAAAGACCUGCAGUACAAUAUCUUUACUGGUUACAUGCUGUACCCCUACACUGCUGAGUAAUACACCAGCUACUUAAACUUUCUGACUCCAGGGCCUGUGAAUCUAUUUAUCCUCGCUCAACUGAAAUCCUGAUUCAUGAAAACAAACUAAUGUUCUUUGUCACAUACUGAAAGUAGGUUUGUGACCUAUCGUGGAACAUGCCCCAUAUUUUAAGAACCCCUCCAGUAGAGAUAAACAAGAUAAGAUGUACACUCAUAGACUGACGCAUGUGUAUGCAGGCAUUUAUGAUCAAACGCAAAGAAGGGCACACAUAUUUUUGCAUAGCAUGAAAACAGAA
Molecule: messenger RNA, 1111 nt
Organism: Micropterus dolomieu (smallmouth bass)
Lineage: Eukaryota; Metazoa; Chordata; Actinopteri; Centrarchiformes; Centrarchidae
Gene: cbln18
Product: cerebellin 18
Exons: 7
Coding region: 100-834 (244 amino acids)
Molecular function (GO): protein binding
Source: RefSeq, a predicted model, not a curated record